AUGCAAGAUGAGUCGUCUCGACUGAUCACACACCAGCCGGGAACCUUGGAUACCUUCAAACUCGACUUUGGCCCCUUUUCUGAAUCGGAAUUGAGUAACUUCUUGAUUGUCGACUCUGAUACUGAGGAACUUCGUGAUGAUCCUGACAAGAAUGAAAAAGAUGUGUUUAACCAAGUUUCAACCUUGGUUGUCAAUGAUGUGGAUCGUUGGAUCCCAUCCUUGUCCGACUGGAUGGAUAUUCAUUUCGGAUUCUUGCCCCGAUGGCGUCGGGAUGAUGCCCAAGUCAGUCUGGCCAGAAAGGGUGGAGGCAUUGGACCUCAUGUGGACAAUUAUGACGUCUUUCUGAUACAAGCCAGCGGCACUCGCACCUGGAAGGUGGGACUGGAAACUCUUUCGGUAAAAGAUGAGUUUGGCAACUUGGUGGAAGCCUCCGAAGUCCGAGUUUUGGAUCUAGAAGGACAACCAGCUGGUGAAUUUGUGACAAUCCAACUCGACCCAGGGGACUGCUUGUACUUACCUCCACGAGUCGUCCAUUGGGGAUCGGCAACGUCUGAUGAUUGCAUGACGCUAAGUGUCGGAUGUCGGGCACCCUCUGCAUCCGAACUCCUUCAGCGUGUCACCGAAUCCAUGUCGGACUCGUCUUCUAUCUUGGCAACCGCACGCUAUACUGACAUGGAGGAUAUAGCAAAUUGGUCCAAACAACAACAUGGCGGCAACCAAAAGGGUCUCUCUAAAAAGGUCAAGGACAAGAUGAAAAGGUUGGUGCUGGACUUGAUUGAGGAGCAAUUGGACGAUGAUGCUUUUUGGGACAAACUAGUGGGCGAGGUCGUCACGGAACCAAAUAGGCCUACCAUGGACUAUCCAAUACCCUUGUCUGAAAUGGACGAAGAGUGGAAAACUGAAUUGGGAAUAUGGGCGGAUUCAAAACAAGCUCUCGGGGGUGUCUUGGGUGGAACUGGAGUCUUGCGUCGUGCAGAAGGCAUUGCAUUUGCAUGGUCCGUCUUGGAGGAAAACGAAAAGAUGGGUCCUAUUAUGUUUGCGCAAGGAAGAUCAUUCCCGCUGAAUGAUAAUUCUGACGCUGCAUCACUUCUCCUAGAUAUGAUUGCCAAUGGAUUGCCGCUUAGUCGGCAACGAUUGGACGAGCAAGGAGUUAAAGUAUCAGAUACCAUGAAAUCCUUUCUUCUUGAGUUGAUUGAGGAGGGGUUGCUAUAUGGUGACGAUGACGAUGAUAAUAAUGACGAUGAUGAAGAUUAG
This is a messenger RNA of Cylindrotheca closterium, 1254 nucleotides long. The record is from the annotation of a GenBank genome assembly. Lineage: Eukaryota; Bacillariophyta; Bacillariophyceae; Bacillariales; Bacillariaceae.